Molecule: messenger RNA, 1491 nt
Organism: Brienomyrus brachyistius
Lineage: Eukaryota; Metazoa; Chordata; Actinopteri; Osteoglossiformes; Mormyridae
Exons: 5
Coding region: 62-1051 (329 amino acids)
Source: RefSeq, a predicted model, not a curated record
AGUAUAAGUACACACUGCUUUGGUAAACCUAUUUGUUCCAUCCCCGGCUCUUCUCAUCAGGAUGAAGCUGGUUGGUCACAGGCACCAGCCCAAAGCUCAAAAUGUUCUGGACCAGCAAACGAGAAAGCAGAGGGUCCACUCUGCCCAGAGAGACAUCUCCCCAGUGCCCUCUUCCUACUCUGAACCCGUCUCCUUGAGGCAGCGGAAGGGCGUGACUGGUGAGUUGCUAUGGCUACGUGGGUGUGGCAUCUGGGAGGAUGAGGAUGAGACGCAGAGUGUGAAGAGCCUGCAGUGCGGGAGAAGGGUCAGGCGGCCACGGGCUUUUGCCAAAACCACGGAUCUUAAACUACCGCCGGUCUCCAUUGAUGGCAGUAAAAUCCGGUGCAGUCUGAUGGUGCAGGGAUCCAGCUAUCCCCGUGGGUGUGCAUUCCCUCCCAUAUGCCAGCCCAGGACUGCUCGGGCCUGGGGCCUGGAGAGACCGCCGUCUCGGGCUGGGAAGAGAGGGAUGGAGAGGCUCUGUGAGGUGGAGGACUGUAGCAAAGAUGCUGACCCAAGUCACAUGACUACAGAGAACUUCCACAUCCAUCCACCUACCUCCACCUGUGUCCCGGCUAAAGACCAGGGCAGGAUGGAGGACGGCACCCCAGCGAUGGGUGAAGUAUUCUUUGGGCUGGGGAUCUCCAUCCCCAGAGGCCCUGGUGGAGGGAGAGACCUUCUCCUCCGGAAGCCCCAAGGCUGGAAGCAGCUCUGGCAAGUAAUGGUGCCGCAGAAGGAAGGUAUGCGCUUGCCCCCCAGGCCACAGCAGCAUGGCGGAGGGGAGCCACAGGACAGCAGCUGGACCCCAAACUCUGGGCACGGGCCCUACAUUUGGAGACCACCCUGUCGCUGUAACAGCCCUGCUCCCCCUCACCUCCUUCAGCUACCUGGCUUGUCGUUCCCUUCGAUGCCAGCUCGUUGCUUGGCAACCCGCACCGUGGAGCUGGCCAGCUCCAAUGGGGGGUUGGUGCCCAAAAUCACCAUGACCUGCCCCACCCCUAAAAUUCUCCCCUAAGCUCCACCACUAAAGUACUUCCUUAAACCUCUCUGGAAUUAUUCUUUAUCUCUUUGCAGGCCUGCACCUCCAAAUCCCAGCCCAUUACAAUAUUUAUUAAGCCUUAAACAUUUCUAAAUCCCAACUGCUAAACCUCACUCAUAAAUCCCCUGACUGAGAUCUACCCAGAACUAAAGUUUUCACUAUGGCUCAGUGAUUAAUGUUUCAGAUCAGACCCGUUAUAUUUUCAUAGACAACUGCAUACUUUUGCAGCACUCUGGACAUUUCGUUAAAUGAUCUUAAUCAAGCUAUGAAAAAUGCCUGACUUUUAUACACAAUGUAAUAUUAACUGACGUGUGAGAAUGUUCAUUGUCACAAAAAUUGACACUUUGCAGCGUUUACAUUUUGGCGAUGACAGAGGUCCAUUAACCUGCCUAAUGAAUUCUUUUUUUUUUUGCAUA